UUUCUGGUUUGCUUUCAUACGAAUUCGAAGAUCGCAAACGAGCGGACGUGUGUGUCGGAAAGAAAUUAUAUACAUACAUAGUAUAUGCGACGGAAGUCAAUUUGUGCUUCGACAGAGAAACGGGAAAAUAUAAUUAAAAGAGCACAAACAUAAGCUAAUAAAUAAUCAAAGAAGCAAAAAAGCAAAUAAAUUUCCAAUUUUACACAAAAAAAAGUGCGAGUGAGCCGUCAACUUACAUACAAGAAGAGCUAAAUUAAUAUUAAAAAAAGAAAUAAGCAAAAGCAACAAAUUUUAUUGGUUAAACAAAAAACGAGUGCGAGAGAAAUAUGUGACAAAUAGUAAGCGCGACUACAACGAAUUUAAGCGAAUUAACAUAACAUGUAAAUGCGGAGCAAAAGGAACGAACAAGUGCCUUUUACACAACACAAAACUACCAACCUACAACACCAAUAACAACCGACUGCUACUAACCAACAACAAACAACCACGCAUUUCGUGUAAAGAAUAUAGAAAAAAAAUAAUAAUUUUUAAACAAAUUAAUUAGAAAACAUACGCUAUAAGUAAAUGAAGUGUUUGAGCAAUACAAUUGGUGAUGAACUCAUGCUCAUAUAACUAACUACAAGCUGUAGAUAAACACACGCUCCUGUUGCAUUCAAACACAGUUAUAUAGUGUAAAGUACUAGACACAGCAAAACAAAAAUCAUAUUUAUACAUAUAUAAAUAAUAUAUAUGUACAUGUGUAUAUACUUAAAUUAAACGUCAGUAAGCCAAGUUAUUAGCUUGGAAUUUCGGCCAAGAAAGACACAGCAAGUGUAAUUGCAGAGAGCAGAGCGCGAAGCAAAGAGAAAAAAAAUUAAAAAUAAAAAACACAAAGUUUCAAGCCAACAAAGUUUGAGCGCUGAAAAAUAGUAGAAAAGUGCAAAAAGUAGUAAAAGUAAUUUGAAAAAUUUUCGAAAACAUAUUAAACAAAUUUCGACAAAAUUAUUGAAAAAAUUUCGAAAAAAUAUUGAAAAUUUUCGAAAAAAAUAUUGAACAAUUUUCGAAAAAAAUAUUUAAAAAUUGCGAAAAAAUUAUUGAAAAUAAAACGUCAGUAAGCCAAGUUAUUAGCUUAUAAACUAGAAUAUUUCCAAAAAACGUAUUAGAAUCAAAAAAAGUGGAUUUUGACAAAAAACACAGUGCAAGUGCUUAAUAAUUUGUGCUAAACACCGCUCGCGAAUUUUCAUUGAGUUGUUGUUUUUUUAUGAUUGCUUGCUUCACCAAAACUUGAACCUUAAUCAGUUUUAAUAUUCGUCGCCCAAAGUGCGCCUGUGAAACGAAAACAUACACACAUACCUGUGUAUGUAUUAUCUAAUAGGCUAACGCGUUGGUAAAAGCAAUAGCAGCAACAACAACAACACAAAACUGUAUAGUUACAGCAAAACAAUAAUAGCAACAACAACAAUAGCAGCAGUGUAUAAAUAAUUUUGAAAACUUAUUAGAAAAGCAACAACAACAACCACAAGCAGAUAACAACAUAAGCAAAGCAAAACACUGUGUUAAUUUACGUACGUAAAUACAUACAGACAACGUAGCAACGUAGCAGCGUGUGAGCGGGCAGAGCCAACAACGAAGCGCUCACAACUUGUCUAUACACAACCUACAGCUACAUAUAGAUUUGAUUUUGUGAUUCACUACGCUGUCGCAGCAGCCAAUAAUAACAACAACAACGACGAACACACAUACACACACCGAAGCAAACGCGGUGUAGCGUAAGUGAGUGAGUAAACGUGUGUGUGCGAGCGUGACAGCAAGAGCGUGAGUCAUAAAAGUGAAAUGAAAAUGCGGGUAAAGAGAGAAUCACCGCUGCUCGUGCUGAGAUUUAGGACAAUCAACAGCAGAAAUGAUUGUAAACGAUCGACAAUUUGCGAUACACACGGCACAGCUUCGGCACCAGAGGCAAUGCCAACAGAAGACUGCAACGAGGAUUGGUCCUCAACGGUGCCGCAAACCGGCAAUCGUUCACCAUUGAUGAGAAGCUGCUCCACACCAGCUGUUUAUGAUAUUGAAACCCAUCCCGCGUCACCAGUUUUCCCCCAUUUACUGCUGGGCAAUGGCAAAGAUGCCAGCGAUCCGAGUAGUGUGGGCGCUAAUUGUGUUUUGAAUGUUACCUGCCAAGCACCGAGUUCAGGUCCAGCGCCGGGACUUAAAUAUAAACAGAUACCUGCCAGUGAUACGCCACAUCAAAAUAUCAAACAAUAUUUUCAGGAAGCCUACGAUUUUAUUGAGGAUGCACGCAAAACCGGCUCACGCGUACUGCUGCACUGUCAUGCGGGUAUAUCGCGCAGCGCCACCAUUGCCAUCGCCUAUGUCAUGCGCUACAAAUCACUCUCACUAUUCGAGGCCUACAAGCUGGUGAAAGGCGCACGGCCCAUCAUCUCACCCAACCUGAACUUCAUGGGUCAACUGCUCGAAUUGGAGCAGAAUCUACGUACGAGCGGCGUCUUGAAGCCGGUCACGCCAGUCGCCAGCACACCAACAACACCAACGUCUAGUCAAGUCGAAUUUACCAGCUGCAACAGCACCACCACCACACGUACACACAACGAUGCCGAUGAGGAUGUGGAUGAAACAGAUGCGGCGCUAUUGCGCAAACGUCCCGGCGAUGCCAAGCGUAAACUAUGCGCUGCCGAUGAAGAUGACUUGUUUGAGGAUGCGCGCAGCACGCUAAGCAGUCACAGCAGCGCCAGCAGCAGUAGCAAUUGCACAAAUAGUCAAGCAAUGCGACUGACAUGGCCACCGCCGAGCGGUGCACCGGCCGUACUGCUCUCCCCGUGCACCUCCACAGAGGCAUCCUGCUCAUCGUCCGUGUCCUCCUCCUCAUUGUCCGCCUCCUCGUACGCUUCAUCACCAUCCGCUUCGACGCCGAACUCACCGUCAGCUGCACUGGCCAACGCACAAUCGCCCUUCCUCUGCUGCACACCCAACAACAUGCCGAAACGUCAUUCACCCGCCAAAUUGCGUCUCAACCUGCGCUCCACCUUUGCACCCAUACGACAGUCGCAGUCGUGCAUGUCGAUACGCGAAGUGGCCGACGAAUCCACAGCGGCGGCAGCCACAACAAACACGGGUCUGGCGAUAGCAACGACGACGGCGUCCGGCAGCAAUCACAGCAUACCAUCCUCGCCGGUGGCAAUGGAUCAGGAGAACAAUGUGGUGAUGGCCAUGUCGACCAGUGAUUGAGCGCGCUAAUUACUUAGCAGCAACAACAAUAAGGAUUCAUUAGUUAUACUAUGUGUGUAGUAGAUAUUAGGCGUAAAAUUUAGCGAAAAAAAAAUGCAAAAAAAAAAUGCAAAAAAACUGCAAAGCGACGUAAAUGUAGAAAAAAAUAUCACUCACACAACAACAAAAACAACAAGGCAAGCACUUUGAAAAAAGCUGUGAAUAAUUUUUAAGUGUACAAUUUAACGAGCGUACCUAACGAUUACAUACUAAGUGCAUACAUAUGUAUAUGUACAAUAACGGUACAUACAUAUAUAAGUACCUACUAUAUAUAGCAAACCGAUCGACGCGAAUAAACGAUCGAAGCGACGACAACAACACGCCUACUAUUACGACGUAACUUAACGUAAAGCACUGCGAGUACAGUGAAAUUAAAAAACUUAAAUUUAUUAAAAAAAAAAAUAUAUAUUAAAAAAGAACAACAACAAAAAGCGGCACAUUUACCAUAAAAACAAAGAAAAAGUACAUAUGUACAUACAUACUAUAUAUAUGUAGUUAAAAGAAAUUGUUAAUGAAAUUUGAAAAAGGAAAAAUUAAAUACAAUGCCGAAUGCAUAAUCAAUACAACAACAAUACAUACAUAUUAAUGAUACAAAAUUGUCUAAAAUUGUGUAAGAAAUAUUUUCUUUUCGAAAAAUAUUGUAAAUUUUACCUUUUGACACUACUGUAUGUACAUAUAUAUAUAUAUAUAAACGAGAAAAAAAUUUAUUCAAAUUGCGAUUAUUUGGCGUAAUAAUUGCCGAUGUUGCAUUUGCCCUAAUUAAGGGGACUCUUUCAUACACACACACACACAUAUAUGUAUUAUUAUAUAGCAAGUUUUAACAAAUGAAAUUCUAUUUAUUUAUAUUAUUUGAAAAUUUGAAAAAAAAUUAUUUAAAACAAUAAAACGCUUAUUUAUAGACAUUUUUUGAAAAGAAUUUGUUUGUAAAAAAACAAAAUUUGUGCGGCGAAAAGCGCUUUCCGAGUGUCUAAAAAACAAUUAUUUUUGUAAAUAUUAUAAACUAAAAGGUUAAAUAGCAAAUGUUGCCACCUUUUUUGUCUGCAUACUAGGCAUAUAAAGUUUAAAUUAUCUUUAGUAGUGAUUUUAUUUUAAUUAAAUUUUAUUUUAAUUAAUUUUUUUUUUCGUUAUAAUUAUUUAUAAAAUUCCCACACGCACCCUGCUAAGUCAUUGGGUUUUACUUAUGUAAUACAUGUAACACAUAACUAUAACUCUUUGAAGAAAAAAAGCGACAAAAAAUGUACUAUUUUUGAAAAAAAUAAAAACUUAUAACUGUAUUUUAAGAACUAAACAAAUGAUUUUGUUGUAAUUUAUGUGCGUAAAAAAUAUGAAAAAAAAUAUUUAAAUUAAGUUAAAAAAAAAAUAUAUAUAAAAAAAGCACUUUUAAAACAAAUUGGCAGUUAAUUAUAAAAACAAAAACAAAAAACUAUAAUUAGCAUAAUUUGUAAAAAAAACAAAAAACAUUUAAUAUAUAGCAACAAAAACCAUGUACAAGCAGCAAAAUAUAUGUAUGUAUAUAUAUAUAAACAAAAAAAACAUAUUUAGCAAACGAAUAUUUAUUUUAAUGCCAAACUCUUCCUAUAAAACUGUUUUAAGUUUUUUUCUUUACACAACACACACACACAUACAAAAACAAUAAAUUAGCGAUUUACAACUAGUAACCCAAACAUAAGCUAAACAAUAAACCAAGUUUGGUUAAAGACAAACAUCACAGCAAAUUUACAAUUUUUUCCCCAUUAUAAAUAAAUACAUAUUUGCAACAACAAAAAAAAAUGAAA
This is a messenger RNA of Zeugodacus cucurbitae (melon fly), 5033 nucleotides long. RefSeq names its product tyrosine-protein phosphatase vhp-1 (gene puc). Bases 1813 to 3219 code for a protein of 468 amino acids. The record is from RefSeq and is a predicted model, not a curated record. Gene Ontology annotation, molecular function: MAP kinase tyrosine/serine/threonine phosphatase activity; protein tyrosine/threonine phosphatase activity. Gene Ontology annotation, biological process: negative regulation of MAPK cascade; protein dephosphorylation. NCBI's taxonomy places the organism in Eukaryota, Metazoa, Arthropoda, Insecta, Diptera, Tephritidae. Gene Ontology annotation, cellular component: cytoplasm; cytosol. The transcript has 4 exons.